This is a messenger RNA of Poecilia reticulata (guppy), 846 nucleotides long. Lineage: Eukaryota; Metazoa; Chordata; Actinopteri; Cyprinodontiformes; Poeciliidae. The record is from RefSeq and is a predicted model, not a curated record.
AUGACGUUGCCGGAAAUGACAGAGGAGGGAGUGGAUGCUGGAGAAAAAGUCAGAAGCCCGGGGUGUUCAGAUGGAAGGAACGUUGGAGUCUUUGCAUUUUCUGUGGCAGACAAAGUAACCAAGCGAGUUGGAGAGACUGUGACCUUACAUCCUAACGGUACCAAAGAAUCACUGAAUAACUUCCUCUGGACCUUCGGCCCAAAUGCUCCAGUUGAAGCCAUCGCCAUCGUCACCAACAGAGAAGUUACUAAAGUCAAUGGGACCAGAUUUGGAAACAGGCUGCAAACGACUGCACACAACGGAUCGAUCACCAUCUGUAACCUGACUGUUGGUGACAGUGGAAUAUUUUAUAUUCAGAUCUUAACAGAAUCAGGAAUCCUGAAAAGAACCAUCUACCUGACUGUUCAAGGUAUGUCGACUCUAAUAAUCCCUAGAGAGUACAGUGGACUUUACAAUGUCCAGAUAUUGGAGGAUAAUGAACCACACUCAAGAAAGUGCUACAAUGUUACUGUAUAUGAGCCCGUUUCUCUUCCAUAUUUCACAACCAACAUCACAGAAAUAUUUGAUAUCGGACCUUCACCAUCAGAUAAGGGCUGUUAUGUAGCUUGUUCUGUGAAGAACGGACCAGAUGUGAAUCUGACCUGGUUUAACGGUCCAACAAUGAUCAGCAGUGUAUAUGACUCCAUGAACGUCUCCAUGAAUCUCAGUUUACCUUUAAAGAUCCAACCAGAGAAUAAAGAAAAUUUCACCUGUGAGGCCAGAAACCCGGUAACAGUGGAGAGAAAAACUCUCAGCUCUACAAUGUGGUGUCCAUCUCAUCAACCAGGUACACUUUGUUCUAUCUAA